AUGGCCCCCAUGAACACAUACUGGCAGCUCCUAGCCGAUAGCCUCUCCGAAUGGAGAGAGCGGGCGAGUGGCGGGAGUCGAGCGACCCAGCUUCCUCCAGCACGGCCUCCCUCAGCCCCGGCCGCUCCACUUCCCGCCGCAUCCCCGCCUGCCCGGACCCCCUCGCCGCAGCUCUCAGCCACCCCGCAAUUCUCGUCGCCAGCCCGGGCCCAUGCCGGCGCCGCCGCCGAUCCCCUCCGCCCAGGCCCGGGACCGUCCGGUCCGCCAGGCCCGUCUUCCCCCGCCGGGAGCUCCCCCCGCCGGCUGGUCGAGCAACUAGAGACGCUGGCCGAGCAGGCAUCCGUCCCGCACAGCGUGGUCGCCUGCCUCCGUCGCUUGAAGGCCUCCAUCCACAAGAGACGGCGGGCGCCGGACGCGGACGAGGAGAGCGAGCGGCGCGCAAAGGCGCCCCGGACCCAGCCCGUCUUCGCCGACGGGAACGCCGCCCUCGCCGGCUACGCCCGCGUCUUGAGCCCCGCCCAAGCCGCCGCUGCGCUCCCCAACAUCCGCGCAAUCCUCGCCAUCAUCAUCGCCAAUCGUCCCCCGCAUACGCCAGCUCCUAGCACCGCGGGAGCGCGCCUGACGUAUCGGGCCCGUGGACUCAGCCCGAUGGACUGGCUCAAGCUUGUUGAGCAGAAAUGUCCCGACAUGUACGUGUUCCCAAACGCACACAUCUUGGCCGGGAACCCAUGCGUCGACCGUCCAGCCCUGGAAGCGGCAAUGAACGGGCGGGGGGCGGCGGCUCCGUGGGCCGAGAAGCUGUUCGUCCGCUUCGCGCACGCCUUCCAGGCCCACCGCGCCUCCUCGAGACUCGGCCUCACACAGGUCGUCCUCCGGGCCGUGUAUCUGGCGAGCCCGACGGCCGCGGACGAGGCCGGUGCGCCGCUGGACCCGCUGGUGGCCCAAUACAUCGACAGCGCGCCCUUCGAGCAACUCUACUCCUGCUGCCAGAAUCUCGUCGCCGCCAUCACUAACCUUCGCGGCCUCACCAAGGCCAAAGACGUCUCCUUUGCCCCGCUUGCGUGUUACUUGUCCUCCGGGGUUCGCGGCGUCCUCUUUGGGCCGCUCAAAGCUCGUUACUGUCCCCCUUCCUGUGCAGCCCAGCUAUUCCACAUGCUCACGAUGUUGAUCGACCGAGACGUCGCUCUGCCUCAGGAGACAUUUUGGACACGCACGCAGGCCCUCCUCCACGACCGGAUCUCCCAGGCGCUUUCAGCUCCGACUGUGAUCGGUCCGCUGCCACGAGCAGACCUUGCCCGGGCACUCUCGGCUGACUUCUUGCAAGGCUGGAGUAGGGCGGGCGAGUCGUCUUUCGACUUAGUUCAUCUCCCUCAGCCUUACAAACCAGAUAGUUCCUUCGUCUCGAAUCUGAAGCGGCUUCUAGCUCAACCCGAGUCCGAUUCUCGAUCCCUGAUCCUGCAAACUUCGCCACCAAGCAACCCAAAAACCGCCCCAUCCUCCCAACCUUCCGCGAUGGCCUUCUCACUCCAGCUGAUCUCGAUGGUGAUGAUGGGGUGUGUGCUGAGCGUCCGCGAGACGGUUGGCCACCCUUUCGGCAUCCCGAGCGGCCGGCCGAUGGCGCCGCAGGGAACAGCGGCGACGCGAGACCCAGUCCAUCUUUCGCCGUCCUGCCAGGUGGCAGCCUCGGCCUUAUUGGGCGGAGAAGUCAGCCGGUGCGCGAACAUGUUCGGCCUGGCGUCGAUCUUCGAGGCCAAGGAGUCCCUCGUCUCGCCCAUCAACGACUGGGUCUCCGGCGCUUGUGCCGCUUCCCCCUGCUCUAAACAAGCCCUCGCCUCGGCCAGUCAUGCGAUCAAGACCGAGUGUGCGAGCGAUCUGCAAGAAGGCGCGAUAGCGGCGGUGGCCAUGUACAGUAUCCUCACCCACUACGACGUCACUAGGGACAUGUUUUGCACCCAGUACACUCAGAACUCCGCGUUCUGUCUCCCCUCCGUUCUGGGCGAUGUCGAGGCACAAUCCGGCGAGAAGAUCACGCUCGGCGAGGUCGUGUCCCUGAUCUCCGGAAAGCUGACGGAGGCGGACCGGGCCUUCAUGGCUGUGCCCAAGGCGACGUAUUGCACCCCAUGUGCCCAUGCGAUCGUGACUAAAUCGGCGACGAUGAUCGACGCCAUCCGCGCCCACCCCGCCGGCAUCCCCUUCGACUACACCCCCACGUCCGCCGUCCACCAGAUCAGCGAGAUCUGUGGGCGCGCAUUCGAGGACCACAAGCUCCCUGGCGCCGUCCGCGUCGCAGCGUUCCCCAAGACCGGCGCUCCUGGUGGCCCUGCUGCCGAUAACUACCUGGCUUGA
Puccinia triticina is the source of this 2346-nucleotide messenger RNA. RefSeq lists its product as uncharacterized. Lineage: Eukaryota; Fungi; Basidiomycota; Pucciniomycetes; Pucciniales; Pucciniaceae. The coding region runs from base 1 to 2346 and encodes 781 amino acids. The record is from RefSeq and is a predicted model, not a curated record. The transcript is spliced from 8 exons.